Molecule: messenger RNA, 5460 nt
Organism: Scomber japonicus (chub mackerel)
Lineage: Eukaryota; Metazoa; Chordata; Actinopteri; Scombriformes; Scombridae
Gene: bag6l
Product: BCL2 associated athanogene 6, like
Exons: 25
Coding region: 153-3743 (1196 amino acids)
Cellular component (GO): BAT3 complex
Molecular function (GO): polyubiquitin modification-dependent protein binding; misfolded protein binding
Source: RefSeq, a predicted model, not a curated record
AGCGACUUGGAUGCGCUGACAUUCCAAACAAGAGUCCCCUCUACAGUAAAUAUGCGCGGGCUGUGGCACAGUUUAGCUGAGUGUAAAUAAAAAUACAAGAUCUCUAUCCCUUUUCCCCUGAACGUGGACAACACUCUCCCCGGGAGAGGAAUAUGGCGGAGUCAAGUGAAAUGACUGAAGUCACGGUUAAGACUCUGGACUCACAGAGCAGGACCUACAAAGUCAGAGGCGAGCUGACAGUGAAGCAGUUUAAGGAGCACAUUGCAUCAUCAGUGGAGAUCCCAGUGGACAAACAGAGGCUCAUCUACCAGGGCAGAGUGCUGCAGGAUGACAAAACGCUGGCAGAGUACAAGGUAGAUGGGAAGGUGAUCCACUUGGUGGAGCGUGCCCCACCUCAAACCACCACAGCAUACUCUGGGGGUGCAGGAGUGUCCUCUGAAGGGGCAGAGGGUGGAAGCAGCACCAGCCAUGCCUCCACCUCCUCCCAGGGUCCACCACAUGACCGCAACAGCAACAGCUAUGUCAUGCUUGGGACCUUCAAUCUGCCGGUCAACAUCAUGGAGCCUCAGCAGAUACAGAUGUCUGUCCAGCAGAUGAUGGCUGGAGUUGGUGAAGCUGGAAGGAGUGCCAGGGUCAGCACCGGCUCUGGGAGCAAUGGCUCAGUGGAUGUGCACAUUAAUUUGGACCAGUCACUGCAGAGUGAGCCCAGGAUGAAGCUGCAGCUGGCUGACAACCUGCUCAGAGAUGCUUGCUCUCUGAUCCACAGGCUGGAGAGUGUGUCCAGUGACAGCAGCUCCCAAUCAGAGUCAGACAUACCUCACUCUUCCUCUUCCAUGCCGCCAUCUUCCUCUUCUGCAAGAUGGGCUACAGCAUCACAGCCCAUGGACACCAACCCUUCUCCUGCCCCAUCAUCCUCAACCUCCACACAGACUGACAGACCACCCAACACUGGACCCAACCACCCAAGUCCAGCAGAGUUUGUGGAGGUGCUCUCUGAGGUCAGGAGGGUGGAGGAGAGGUUACGACCCUUCAUAGAGAGGACCCACUCUAUCCUGGGAGCAGCCACCUCAGCAGACUACAACAACAACACGCAGGAGCGAGAGGAGGACCAGCGCAUUCUCAACCUGGUCGGCGAUGCUCUGCGUCUCCUUGGCAACACUUUGGUUGUCCUCGGUGAUCUGCGCUGCAACCUGGCAACCUCUCCUCCACGUCACCUGAAUGUUGCCCACCCCACGGGCCACUACACCCACCCAGUCCUGCUCCAGACUGGUCUUCCACACAUGCCCAUUCCAAUAAACCUGGGGACAACGUUGACCAUGACAUCAAAUGGGAGGCCUACACCUGAAGGACAACGCCAGCCUUCUCAGGCCACUGGCCAACCAGAUAACCAGACUUCAGGCCAGGCUCCUCCUCUUCAGUCCAAUGGAACUACUCAUCAUCAAGGACAGGGAGGACCCCGAGUGAUCCGGAUCACCCACCAGACCAUGGAGCCUGUAGUCAUGAUGCAGAUGAACAUUGAUGGUGAUUCAGCUACUGGCUCUCAGGUUCCAGGACAGCCAAAUGCUCCAGGUCAAGGGCAGCCUGGAGUGUCACCUGUCCACUUCCCAGGACUGCCCCCUGAGUUCAUGCAGGCCAUCAUCCACCAGAUCUCCCACCAAACUGCUUCCAUGGCUGCUGCAGCCUCAGCGGGCCACCCAGCACAGAUGGUUUCUAACCCUGGUUCCACACCCAGUGCUGAAGGAACUGCUUCCCCACACCACCCCCCUCCUGCUCAGGCCAGAGUGGUCAUUACCAGACCCUCCUUCUCACCCCGAAUCCCUCAGCCUGUGGGAACCAGAGGAGCCACUAUCAAUCUGAGGGCUACAGUACCAACAGCAGGCCAGCAGCCAGGACAGGGCACACCUCUGGCUCCAUCCUCUCUCACCCAGAUGAUCAGUGGUCUGGUGGGACAGCUCCUGAUGCCAGGACUGACAGGUGAUCACAUGUCCUCUUCAAGCAGUUCUCAGUCCUCCUUCUCUACCUCUUCUUCAUCUGAUUCCUCCACCACGUCUCCUCUUCACCCCGCCAACACCUCUGGACAGACAUCCACCUACACUACCAGUACUACCUCUAUGGGCCAGCCAGAAGAGGGCAGUCCUGAGGGAAAUCUGGUUCAGCUCCUGGGCUCUCUGCUGGGAGGAGCAGCUGGCCCUGCAGGUCCUGGCUCUGGUUCAUCACCCUCCAUCACUGUGACUCUGCCAAGGGUGCCCAGCUUCUUCCAGAGCAUGUCUGACUUCACACAACCACCUCCAAGCAGCCCUGGUGCCCCAGCUCCCCCCCAGUCCCCCGGCCCUGCCCGACCACAUGCCAGCAGUGGGCCAGCUGGAGAUUCUCUGAGCCCAGAGCUGUUCACCGGCAUUGUGCAGGGAGUGCUGUCCACUAUGAUGAGCUCCCUCGGGGCACAGCAGGGCAACGAAGAGAGCAUUGCCCAGUUCAUCCAGAGACUUUCUCAGACCAGCAACCUGUUCACUCCUGGCUCUGGAGAUGCAGUGGGGUUCUUUGGGGACCUUUUGUCCCUGGUGUGUCAGAGCUUCUCUAUGGUAGACAUGGUGCUGUUGCUUCAUGGGAAUGCCCAACCUCUAAACCGCAUCCAGCCCCAGCUCACUAACUUCUUCACUGAACACUACCUCCAGGGAAGACAGCCCACUGACGCUAACAUAGUUACAGCAGCUGAGGAGCUCAUCAACGGUCUGGAGGAGUACAUAGCAGAGAGCUUUGCCACAGUGACAGUGCAAGAGGGAGUGGACAUCGUUCAGACCAAUCUUUCAUUCCUCAGACAGCAGUUCACACAGAUGGCCUCACAUAUCCUGCGCUGCAAUGAUCAUACAUUUGGUCCCCGUCUGCUGUUACUGUGCACUCAGGGCCUUUUUGAGUGUCUGGCUCUCAACCUGUACUGUCUCAGAGGAGAGCAGAGAGCUCUGACUGCUGUCAUCAACCACCGCAUUAGGAGGAUGUCUGCAGAAAUCAAUCCCAGUCUGGUUAACUGGUUGACCAGUAUGAUGUUUAUGAGGCUGCGUGUCAUACUGGAACACAACCCAGUCACUGAGGACCAAAUCCAGCACUAUGUCAUCUAUGCACAGGCUGAGUUGAACCCGCGGACGGAGGCUAACAUUGAACAGUCAUCAGAGAGUCAGAGUGUGGAGAUGGAUGAGAGUUUAUCUCCUGCUGCAGCCACCACAGCAGAGGAGGCCAUGGCAUCAUCAGGUGACAGUGGAGAGAGGGGAGAGAGGGGAGCAUCUCCUAGAGAGACCACACCCUCAUCAGGGGACACUCAGCGUCCUGCUAGGGCCCCAACAGGACGUGAAGAAGUGGCCCCUGAGGUGGAGCCAUGGGCAACAGCUGUUCCGCCUGAAUGGGUUCCCAUCAUCAGGCAUGAUAUGCUGUCUCAGAGGAAGAUCAAAGCCCAGCCGCAACUGUCUGAUGCCUACCUGCAUGGGAUGCCUGCUAAAAGGAGGAAGACAACACAGUGUGAAGGACCACACCUUUCCCUGUCAGAGGCUGUGAGUCGAGCUGCACGCUCUGCAGGAGUCCUGCCAGUCACUGCUCUACACAGCCUGCAGGGGGAGCUGGAGGGACCAGACCUGCAGGAAGCAUAUGCUAAACAGGUUAAGAGUGACAUCAAACAGCGUGUGAAAGAAGAUCCAGACUACAACUCCCAGCGAUUCCCCAACACACACGAAGCUUUCUCAAUAGAAGACUCCUAAUCCUCACAUAGGAGUAGGGUCCAGAAGGGGAUUUGCACACAUUACAUGCAACAGCAUGGAACCAUGUAACAUGUAGUGUGGUAACAUCCCAUUCCAAAUAUGAUCUGAAAGGAGUACACUGAAUCAUUCUUCCUCUGACAUCACCUGGUGUAAUGUGGGAACAAUGGAAAAACCCUUCAUGGCUCAUGGUUGCAAGAUUGUGAGCUACUUGAGUUUUCUCAUGCUUUAACGUUCCCUCUAUUUUUUGAGAACCUAAGAUUGAGUCAGUCAGUGAGGCACUGAAUAUGAGAGAGAUGAUCUGACACCAGUAGGUCAUUAGAGAAGAGGGAAAAUAAAGAACUGGAUUAAUAAUCAAUAUUGUAAGAAUGAUGUCAAUUCCAUUUGUAUUCAGAAGUCGUACAUUUAAACUGGAACACCCCUAAAGUCAAAUUUCUGACUCGGAAAGUCCCCACCAGCCCCGACCUCAAAAUCCCGGAUUGCUGCCCUGCGUAUCACAAGGGUGAAAGUUGUAGUAAUAUUCUGUUUAUUAGCACUUCUGUCUUAUUUGUGUCUCACUAAAUCAGUCACACAGCACUGUCCAACUUCUAUCUGUGGACAUGUUGCUACACUGUUUGCACAAAAUAUAGCGUAAUGCAUUUUUAUCAAAUGGUAUUGCUAUUAAUGGCUAACAAUAGCUAACCUGGCUAGAACUGGUUUUCUGACAUCCUGACACAUGAGACUCGGGGGUGACAUCAUUCCUAGUUCCAACUUUUAACUUCCAAGUUAAAUGGAAAGCUGCUUAUAUGCAGAAUUAGACUGUCCUGUAGUCUAAAUUAUGAUAAUGACACAAUCUUUUGAGAAAAAAGCUCAAAAUACCAGAGAAUUGUCCAGCUUUGAUAUUUGAAAAUGAAGUUUUAAUAUAAGAAAAAAGUAACGAGAGUAGUGAUGUUAUAAAAAGGCCAUAUCAUAAUGUUACGAAGAAAUAAUUCAUGAGAAUUAAAAAUUGUCAUAUUGUUGCAAACAAAAUGUUGCAACACAUCAUGUAGCAAAAAAUGUCAGAACCUUAUGAAAAUAGUCAAUGUUAUGAAUAAAUAUGUGUAAAAUUAUGAAACUCAAAAUGUUACAAGAAAGUUAAAGUAAAUAAUACUGUAAAUAAUACUGUAGAUAAAGCUGUAAGUUUACAAGCAAAUUUGUACUACAUCAAGAAUAAAGUCAUAAUAUGAGAAAAAAUCUGUUUGUGUGACAGUGACAGCAACAUGGACAGCCAGAAAAGUUAAAAAAUACACAUGAAAUGUAAUCUACCUAAUUUAUAUUCUCAUGACUUUUUCUCAUUAAGAUGAAUUUAUUAUUGCAACAAGACAACAUUUUUCUUCAAAUAUUGUGACUAUCCCCAAAAGCUGAUAUUUUCCCAUUAGUGGUCCUGAUACUUAUUGAGUUAUAUCAUAAUGCUGCAAAUUUAGUUGCAUUCUGUGUCCAGCUAAACCGUAAAUGAGAGCAAAUUGUACAUAGUAAAUUAACAGUGAGUGUCAUAAAAGGCUCUUAUGGUGUCAAUCCAGUGACUAGUGUUAUCACCAUAAAUCAAGGAUGAUUAGUUCAUGUUUGCAUUUUAGGGCAUUAUCUAGCUCACACUGAUGUGGUCUUUAAUUACAGUAUAGUUUAUAUAUUUAGUAUAAAACUCUGUUACUGCCUGGAUGAGGCCGUGCUAAUGGUAGAAGUGUGUGAUGUUUGUUGGUGAGCA